GUAUUAUCAGAAAUGCCGUCGGAAAGGUAUAAAUAGACACCAUUUGAUCAAGUUGAUGUCUAACAAAUCCUCAUCAAUCGCAAUCACUUCUACCGAAUACACUUAUCCCCAGCAUACUACUCCUCAAAAUGGUUUCAAACGUUUUCGUCACAGCUGCUACCAGUCAAUUGGGUUCAUUGACCGUUGAAGAUUUAUUGAAAGGAUCAGAAAGCAAAGAUAUCCAAAUCACAGUUGGUGUUCGUGAUCCAGCAAAAGUUCCAAAAGAAUGGACAUCUGCAGGUGUAAAAGUUGUCAAAGCUGACUACACAGAGAAUUCUGAACAAUGGGCUAAAACAUUACAAGGACAAGACAAGGUUCUUUUGAUUUCUUCAAAUACUGGAAUUGGUGCAGAACGUGUUCAACAACACAAGAAUGUGAUUGAUGGUGCUAAAAAGGCAGGAGUGAAAAUCUUAGCUUACACGAGUAUCCUCAAUGCUGAUCGCAUCAAACUCAUCUUAGCCCAAGAUCAUCAAGCAACAGAAGCAUACCUCAAAACAGUUGGAUUGCAGUAUGUCCUCUUGCGUAAUGGCUGGUACACGGAAAAUGUCUUUCAAUCAGCUGCUGGCUGGCCACAUACCCAUACACAUUUCUCUGCUGCAGGUGAUGCUAAGUUCUCAUACGCUUCUCGUGCUGAUUACGCAGCGGCGGCAGCAGCAGUCCUUCGACCUUCAUUCAAGCCCACCAAAGUUGCAUACGAACUUGGAGGUGAUAAAGCAUACACCUUGAGCGAAUUCACAGCAAUCGCAUCAAAAUCGUUAGGAUACGAGCUUAAACAUCAAUCACUUCCAAAAGAUGAUUACGUUCAAGUCUUGACAAAGAACGGAAUUCCUGAAGGAUUUGCAAACAUCUUUGCUGAUGCAGAUUAUUAUGCCGAAAAAGAUCAAAGUUUGUAUACUGAAAGUAAGGAUUUGUCCAUUUUGAUCGGUCGUCCUACUGAACCAAUUGAGGAAUUCAUUCCAAAGUACCUCAAGAAGUAGAGCUUUUCUCAUUGUUUCCUGUAUCCAUCUCUUAUUGACCCUUUAAUAGAUCUUGUCUUAUUUGAAAUUGUGUAUGAGGUUUAGCUUGCUUUAUCUUAAGCCUGCGUUCGGAAAUGUUACCCCACGUUGAUGACUCUAGCUCGG
This is a messenger RNA of Meira miltonrushii, 1160 nucleotides long. RefSeq names its product NmrA family protein. The coding region runs from base 129 to 1016 and encodes 295 amino acids. The record is from RefSeq and is a predicted model, not a curated record. Lineage: Eukaryota; Fungi; Basidiomycota; Exobasidiomycetes; Exobasidiales; Brachybasidiaceae. The transcript has a single exon.